This is a messenger RNA of Clavispora lusitaniae ATCC 42720, 657 nucleotides long. Lineage: Eukaryota; Fungi; Ascomycota; Pichiomycetes; Serinales; Metschnikowiaceae. The record is from RefSeq and is a predicted model, not a curated record.
AUGUCGGCGUACCGCCCCAAGAGACAGAUGCAAAGCGCUGUCAAUGCGCCUGUUGUUAUGCACGUGAAAGGAGUAAAGGCUAUCGAAAAGGCGCGGGCCGAGGCUUUGUUGACCAAGUUUAUUUCCACUUCAGAAGCCAUCUCAUCGGCGAUAGUGGGAUCCGAAGAUCCCAUUUUGUUUACAAACACGGGAAUGGCGAGCGGUGAAGGAAGCAAUCCCGUUUUGGGCCAGUUGAAACGUGUGCAAAGAGACUUACGUGGAUUACCACCGCUUCUGUCUGAGCUCGACACUAAGAAGGAGGAGCCCGUGAGAAAGAAGAUAAAGUUUGACGACGAAGGAAAUGAGGAAGGGGAUGCGAAAGAGGAAGCACAAGAUGAAGAAAUGGAAGAAGAGGAAGAGGAGGAGGAGAAGGAGGAUGAGGAAGAGGAAGAGGAACAGAAGGAAGAGGCAGACGAGGACGAAGAGGAUGAAAUCAAAGAGCAGGAAGAGGAUGAAGAGAAAGAACAGACGGAUGACGAGGAAGAACAAGAACAGAAAGUGACUGAAAAGAAGGACAAGAAACACAAGAAAGAUAAGAGGGACAAGAAGGAGAAGAAAGACAAGAAAGACAAGAAGGACAAGAAGGAGAAGAAACACAAAAAGGAUAAGAAGGACUAA